AAUAAAAUUGUCUUUUCUAUGAAAAAAAAAACUCAAGCAAAGGGAAAGAAACUGAACAGGGUGAUUCUUCUAGUGGUGGGAUUCCCUUCAACCUGACCAAUAAAAAGCAUAUAGUUUUUAUUUAUAUCCCAUAGCCAACGGUCAGUCCUUGGCAAUGGGAUGGGUUCUAGAAUUGAGAUGAAAAGCCUGAACGCUCCUCAAGACGACGACAGCUGCAGCUCCAACAGCAACGACUUUGCAUACCCUGACUUUCCCAAGAAGAUUCCUCUCAAUGGGGAAUACCCUGAUGCAGAUCCAGAGAGUCAAAGUUUCCUCUCUGAUCAUAACCCAAGCAAGAAGCAUGAACAUCAGGAGCACAUGCCGAAGGAGCACCAUGCCUCCUUCGGCAUGUCCGUCUUCAACCUGGGCAAUGCCAUCAUGGGUAGCGGCAUCCUGGGUCUGUCCUUUGCCAUGGCCAACACCGGCAUCGCCCUGUUUGUGUUUCUCCUGGUUUCCUUUGCUAUUUUCUCCUUGUAUUCUGUCCACUUGUUGCUGAAGACAGCCGAUGAAGCAGGUGCUCUUGUUUACGAGUCACUGGGUUACAAGGCCUUUGGGAUCCCAGGCAAACUGGCUGCUUCCUGCUCCAUCACCAUGCAGAACAUUGGAGCCAUGUCAAGCUACCUCUACAUUAUCAAAUAUGAACUCCCCAUUGUCAUUCAGUCCUUUACUGGAGCAAAUGAUGGUGAAUGGUACAUCAAUGGAGAUUACCUCGUGAUUCUGGUCUCGAUUAUUGUCAUCCUACCUCUCUCAUUACUCAGGAACUUAGGUUACCUUAGUUACACCAGUGGUCUCUCUCUGCUCUGCAUGGUGUUCUUUCUGAUUGUGGUGAUCAUAAAGAAGUUCCAGAUCCCAUGCCCUCUGCCUCUUCCUGACACUGGAAAUGAAACCAUGCAUAUGUUCAACAUCACCCCCCACAGCGACAACGUCACUAUAGAUGAUGACACUUGCAAGCCUAAAUACUUUGUCUUUAACUCACAGACUGCCUAUGCUAUACCCAUCCUCACUUUUGCCUUCAUGUGCCAUCCUACUAUCCUACCCAUGUAUGAGGAGCUCAAAGACCGCUCACGCCGAAAGAUGCAGAAUGUGGCCAACGUUUCCUUCCUGGCCAUGUUCAUCAUGUACCUGCUGGCCGCCCUCUUUGGAUACCUCACCUUCAACAUCCAUGUGGGACCUGAGCUGCUCCACACCUACUCAAACUACUACAAGUACGAUAUUCUCCUGCUGGUUGUUCGCCUGGCUGUGCUGGCCGCUGUCACACUCNGUGUUUACAGGUUUCUCCUGGUUUCCUUUGCUAUUUUCUCCUUGUAUUCUGUCCACUUGUUGCUGAAGACAGCCGAUGAAGCAGGUGCUCUUGUUUACGAGUCACUGGGUUACAAGGCCUUUGGGAUCCCAGGCAAACUGGCUGCUUCCUGCUCCAUCACCAUGCAGAACAUUGGAGCCAUGUCAAGCUACCUCUACAUUAUCAAAUAUGAACUCCCCAUUGUCAUUCAGUCCUUUACUGAAGCAAGUUAUGGGUAAGUAGUUAAAUAUUUGGUCAUUU
Poecilia latipinna (sailfin molly) is the source of this 1579-nucleotide messenger RNA. RefSeq names its product sodium-coupled neutral amino acid transporter 2-like. Gene Ontology annotation, cellular component: plasma membrane. Bases 160 to 1557 code for a protein of 465 amino acids. Gene Ontology annotation, molecular function: L-glutamine transmembrane transporter activity. The transcript is spliced from 15 exons. The record is from RefSeq and is a predicted model, not a curated record. NCBI's taxonomy places the organism in Eukaryota, Metazoa, Chordata, Actinopteri, Cyprinodontiformes, Poeciliidae. Gene Ontology annotation, biological process: L-glutamine transport; amino acid transmembrane transport.